ACGCGCCGAGGUGCCGGCCGCCGACGAAGAGCUGGGGCAGGGUCACGUCGGAGCGGGGGAUGUCUGGCAGGAGCGCGGCGAGCUCCGGGGCGAAGCUGGCGUCCAUGGAGAGGUCACGCUCGUCGACGGCGGCGCGCAGCCCCCGCAGGAUGGCGCGCACGGCGCUGCAGUCCUCGAAGGCGAUGGAAGACGCGCGGCGACGACGCGCCGGGCUGCGGCGACUGGUGGGCGGCAGGCUCUGGGUGGAGCAGGGACAGGAAGUCUUUGAGGGAGGGGGCGGCGGCAGCGGCGACGAGCUCGAUGGAUGGGACAUCCCCCGCUCCGACGUGACCCUGCCCCAGCUUCUCGAUCAGAUCUUUGGCACCGGCGAGAGGAUAGGCUGGGUGCUUCGGCCAGGGCCACCGCCAGCACAGGCGGAGAGGAGAACGCUCUCCAGCAGCCUUGCUCCUUUCAACAUAUCCACUGCUUCCUGGCUCGGCCGGUGACAAAGGUCUUGUGCGUCCUCAAAUGCAGAAUCGAUUAGCUAUAAUUUUUUUUUGAGUACUACUAUGUUUUGAGGGAUUAUUCUAUACUUGAAACGCAUACUCGUUUGCUGAACUAACCGUGAUUGUAUUUGUUAGCUAGUAACCCUCGGAAACCAAUCGAUUCAUAUACAGUUCUAACUAUAAUUAUCUCAUGGGGUGAAUCGGGUUUAAUUAGUUAAUUUGGGCGCUUACGAUUUCAUUAGUGCUUAUUGUUACUUGGUUAAGGAAAGGAUGGAACAAGUUGUAAAAAACAAGUGUAUCUGUCGCUGGUAAGGGAUGCAGUUUAUUAUUCCUCCAUGAAGCGGGUCCCACUCGCAUGCAAUCUAGCAUGCUAGCUGACAAUGUUUUGCAGCUCGCUGCUGUGCUUUUCCCUAUCACAGAUUCGCACGGAUUUCACAGACUAACGGAGAGCAAACGACGUUAGACACGUGUCAAGC
This is a messenger RNA of Lolium perenne, 961 nucleotides long. The record is from RefSeq and is a predicted model, not a curated record. NCBI's taxonomy places the organism in Eukaryota, Viridiplantae, Streptophyta, Magnoliopsida, Poales, Poaceae.